Molecule: messenger RNA, 1891 nt
Organism: Paralichthys olivaceus (Japanese flounder)
Lineage: Eukaryota; Metazoa; Chordata; Actinopteri; Pleuronectiformes; Paralichthyidae
Source: RefSeq, a predicted model, not a curated record
CACAGCAAACGCACUCGACCUCAUUGAUGAAGACGCAUUCCUGGGUUUACCACAUUUGGAAUAUCUAUUUAUUGAAAAUAACAAAAUUGCAUCGAUAUCUCCAUUUGCUUUCCGGGGCCUCAAAGUGCUGAUACAUCUGAGUCUGGCUUACAACAACCUUGAGACGCUGCCCAAGGAUGUCUUCAAGGGCAUGGACGCUUUGACCAAAGUUGAUCUGCGGGGCAACAACCUGAUAUGCGACUGCAAGCUCAAGUGGCUGGUGGAGUGGAUGCACCACACCAACGCCACCCUGGAUCAGAUCUACUGCAGCGGUCCGCCCAUUCACCAGGGGAAGAAGAUCAACGACCUGCUGCCACACUCCUUUGACUGCAUCACCACAGAGUUUGCCUCCUAUCAGUCGCUGAAGUUUGAGUCGAUCUCAGUGGAGGCCUUCACCUUUGGUAAAGAUCAGUAUGUUGUUUUUCCACAACCGUUCGCUGGGACAUGCAGCUUCCUGGAAUGGGAUCACGUUGAGAUGACCUUCAGACCCUAUGACACUAUUCAAAGCACAUCCACUGUGGUCUGCAAGCCCAUGGUGAUCGACAGCCACCUCUUUGUCAUCGUGGCUCAGCUGUUUGGGGGCUCACACAUUUACAAACGGGACAACUCCGCCAACAAGUUCAUCAAGAUCCAGGACAUCGACAUCCUGAAGAUCCGCAAACCCAACGACAUCGAGACGUUCAUGAUCGACGGGGAGUCUUUCUUUGUCAUCGCCGACAGCUCUAAGGCCGGCUCCACAACUGUGUACAAGUGGAACGGCAAUGGCUUCUACUCCCACCAGUCUCUCCAUCCGUGGUACCGCGACACAGAUGUGGAAUAUUUGGAGAUCUCCAACAAGCCCCACCUGAUCCUGUCCAGCAGCUCCCAGAGGCCUGUGGUGUACCAGUGGAACAGGAGCCAGAAGCAGUUUGAACGCAGGACAGACAUACCAGACAUGGAGGACGUCUUCUCAGUCAAACACUUUCGGGUCAAAGGUGAUCUGUUCGUAUGCUUAACGAGAUUCAUCGGGGACUCCAAGGUGAUGCGCUGGGACGGUGCCAUGUUCAAGGAGGUCCAGACAUUUCCCUCUCGUGGCUCCAUGGUGUUCCAGCCUGUCUCCAUCGGCAAGUGGCAGUACGCCAUCUUGGGCAGUGACUAUUCGCUGACGCAGGUCUACCAGUGGGAGGGCAAGAGGGGACAGUUCAUCCCGUCUCAGGAGCUGAACAUCCAGGCGCCUCGAGCGUUUUCCAUAGUCUCCAUCGACGACCGUGUUUUCCUUCUCGCGUCCAGCUUCAAGGGGAAAACUCAAAUAUACGAACACCUCAUGAUUGAUUUGAGUAAUUAAACCAGUCAACAAUUCAGGAUGAACCAUGUACACUAUCAUUCAAAUGCUUCUUCUGUGAUUUAGUUCAACUCCGAUUUGACUCCACGACAUGGUUCAGACAAAUGUAAAUUUUACGCAGAAGCUCAAACUAUCAAAGAAAUAUGUCAAGUAGGACGUCACUGUUCAAAAGGUCUGACACCAUUUUAAUGAAUAUAUAUUCUCAGCAGUAAACGUUUGGCAACCUGCUGCAACUAGCUCAUUUUGAUCAACUCCUCUUUAUGCCUUAUAUCCUCCUUUUGAAGAACUCAGUUACUCAAAACUCACAAACUAACAGUGCAAACAAACUAUCUUUCAACUUGUAGGCCUGUACCUUGAUGUACAGUCUAUGUUUUUUGCUAUUCAACUCUAUGUAUUGUGUUUAUUUCUCUUGUAGGAAUUUGAUAGGAAAGAUGUAGGAAUGUGUUAGUGCUGACGAUCAUGUGACAAUAACUAAACUGGGUAAAGUGUAGUGAGAAAAGGGGCGAAUGCAGUUGUAUCCAAGAAAAAAAA